Rotaria sordida is the source of this 1125-nucleotide messenger RNA. The record is from the annotation of a GenBank genome assembly. Lineage: Eukaryota; Metazoa; Rotifera; Eurotatoria; Philodinida; Philodinidae.
AUGGCAGCAACAAACAAUAAUUCGGAUCUCGAUGUUAAUCCAUUAGCAAUGUUAGCUGCACAAUGUAAUAAAUUUCAAUCAUCAAAUCCAAGUCCACCAUUAUCACCAUCAAAAACGAAUUUCUAUGCUUGGAAACGACCAAUAGUAAAUAAUCCAGCAAUGCAUUCAAAUUCUCAAAUAACAUCACCAUUCGUUCGAAUUAAUCAUUAUGAAAAUUCAUUAUUAAAUGGUAAUGGACAUUUAAAAGAAAAUUCAUCAGCAUCAUCAUCAUCAACUUGGAUGGAUAUUCAUCAUCAUCAUCAACAACAACAACAACAACAACAACAACAACAACAACCAUGGUUUACAACAAAUCAAGCACCUUCUAUUUUAAAUCAUAAUGAACAACAACAAACAUCUUCAUCUCCAUCAUCAUUAUUUUCUACAACAGCUAAUGUUCAAUAUCCAACACAUGUUCAAUCAACACAUUAUAAUGAUUUUCUUUCUGUUAAUCAUCCAUAUAAUACAGAUUCAUAUCGACAUGAAUUUCGUUUAUUUUAUCCACCUAUUAUUUCAUCUCAUACACCUUCACCACCUACAAUUCAAGCAUCAUCAUCAUCAUCAUCAUCAAUAACGAAAAGUACAUUAAAAAAACCUAAAACAACUCGUGCUCAAUGUGAUUGUCCAAAUUGUCGUGAAGCUGAUCGUUUAGGUUAUAUUUCUGGAUCAACUGUACGAAAAAGAAAUAUUCAUAAUUGUCAUAUACCAGGAUGUGGAAAAGAAUAUCAUAAAACAUCACAUCUUAAAGCACAUUUACGUUGGCAUACAGGUGAACGACCAUUUGUAUGUAAUUGGUUAUUUUGUGGAAAACGAUUUACUCGUAGUGAUGAACUUCAAAGACAUUCAAGAACACAUACAGGUGAAAAAAGAUUUGCAUGUCAAAUAUGUGGAAAACGUUUUAUGCGUAGUGAUCAUCUUAAUAAACAUGUAAAAACUCAUAUGAAUAAUAGUAUUAAUGAUGAACAUCGAUCAAGAAAUAUUGAAUCUAAUACACAAGAAAAUCAUAAUCAUCAGACAUAUCAUCAUAUACAUCAUCAAAGAUUUUUAUCAACUGAUAUUAAAACAGAACCGAGAAUGAAAGAUUAG